Chelmon rostratus (copperband butterflyfish) is the source of this 2108-nucleotide messenger RNA. Its product is annotated as 5-aminolevulinate synthase, nonspecific, mitochondrial-like. The transcript is spliced from 11 exons. The coding region runs from base 132 to 1943 and encodes 603 amino acids. Lineage: Eukaryota; Metazoa; Chordata; Actinopteri; Chaetodontiformes; Chaetodontidae. The record is from RefSeq and is a predicted model, not a curated record. Gene Ontology annotation, molecular function: 5-aminolevulinate synthase activity; pyridoxal phosphate binding. Gene Ontology annotation, cellular component: mitochondrial matrix; mitochondrion. Gene Ontology annotation, biological process: hemoglobin biosynthetic process; erythrocyte development; heme biosynthetic process.
AUCUGUUACAUCAAGGUGAACUGGGAUGUGUUCAGGUAAAGGAAAAUGACUGUAUGGCAUCUGGAGAACUGAGAGAAAGGCAGAUAAAGGCAACAUUUUUAUGGCAUCAAUUUUGAUCAAGAGUAUCUCAAAUGGACGCAAUGAUCCGCCGGUGCCCUUUCCUGACUGCCGUGCCCAGCGUUUGCCUGCAGCUGGCUGGGAAGUCGUCGCUGGUGAGAUAUGCCCAAAAGUGCCCCGUGAUGAUGGACCUGGCCUCCAGAGCUCUGUCCUCUUCAGCCUCUGCAUCCAAAGGCACUCCAACAAAUGAUCAAAAGCAUGAGGUCAGGUUGCCCCCAGGCCACAUCACACCACCUGCUGGCCAGGCUGUGGGCUCCAAAUGCCCUUUUCUGGCUGCAGAAAUGGUGCAGAAAAACAACAGGGUAGUCAGAGAGGCCAGCAUGGAGCUGCAAGAGGACGUCCAGGAGAUGCACUCUGUCCACACAGGGAAAACAGAUUCAUCAGUUGUGGAUGUUAUCGAGGCAGACACAGGGGCCCCAAAGAACCUUUUUAAACCCAUAUCAUCCAAAGUGUCUCACCUGCUAAAGGACAAUCUGCCUGAUGCUGUCACCUUCCAGUAUGACAAGUUUUUUGAAGAGAAGAUUGAAGGCAAGAAGACGGAUCACACAUACAGGGUUUUUAAGACGGUGAACCGCCGUGCCUUCUCCUUUCCAAUGGCAGACGACUACUCGCAGUCUUUUCACCAGAAGAGAGACGUGUCCGUGUGGUGCAGCAACGACUAUCUCGGCAUGAGCCGUCACCCCAAAGUCACCCAUGCUGUCACGGAGACUUUACGGAAGCACGGUGCUGGUGCAGGAGGCACACGAAACAUUUCAGGGACGAGCAAAUUCCACGUGGAGCUUGAAUAUGAGCUGGCUGACCUGCAUGGCAAGGAUGCCGCACUGCUGUUCACUUCCUGCUUUGUGGCCAAUGACUCCACAUUGUUUACUUUGGCAAAAAUGCUACCAGGUUGUGAAAUCUACUCUGACGCUGGCAACCAUGCCUCAAUGAUCCAGGGUAUAAGAAACAGCGGAGUCAAGAAGUUUAUCUUCCGUCACAACGACGUCAGCCACCUUCAAGAGCUGCUAGAGAAGUCGGACCCCUGCACUCCAAAGAUUGUUGCCUUUGAGACAGUGCAUUCAAUGGAUGGGGCCGUGUGCCCACUAGAAGAGAUGUGUGAUAUUGCCCAUAAGUUUGGUGCCAUUACCUUUGUGGACGAGGUUCAUGCCGUGGGUCUGUAUGGGCCCAGAGGAGGAGGCAUCGGGGACAGAGACAGAGUCAUGCACAAGAUGGACAUCAUCUCCGGUACCCUCGGCAAGGCAUUUGGCUGCGUGGGCGGCUACAUCGCCAGCACCAGCGCCCUGGUGGACGCGGUGCGCUCCUACGCCGCAGGCUUCAUAUUCACCACUUCCCUGCCCCCCAUGCUGCUGGCGGGGGCUAAGGAGUCCAUCAAGGUCCUGAAAAGCGAGGAAGGCCGGACGCUAAGGAGGAAACAUCAGAGGAGCGUCAAGCUGCUCCGACAGAUGCUGAUGGACUCGGGCCUUCCUGUGGUACACUGCCCAAGCCACAUUAUUCCUGUCCGGGUGGCAGACGCAGAGAAGAACACUGAGAUCUGUGACACCAUGAUGUCUCGUUACAACAUCUACGUGCAGGCGAUCAACUACCCCACUGUGGCUAAAGGAGAGGAGCUGCUGCGCAUCGCCCCCACACCGCACCACACCCCUCAAAUGAUGUUCUACUUCGUUGACCGCCUGGUGAAGACGUGGAAGGAGGCGGGCCUGGAGCUGAGGCCGCACUCCUCAGCAGAGUGUGACUUUUGCCAGCAGCCUCUUCACUUUGAGCUGAUGAGCGAGAGGGAGAAGUCCUACUUCACAGGCCUCAGUCACAUGUUGUCAGCAGUCGCCUGAUGUCACAUAAAACACUGAAUCCCAGCAAGCCCAGACUCCUGGUAUACAAGCUAUUUAUUGCAUUUUAAUAUUGAAUAUAAGUGGCCGCGUUUGUGUUCUGUGUCACCAGUAAACGUGUGGGUAAAGUGUUCAUUUACUCCUGUGUGUUCAUUUUAAAUGUGUUAA